CAUGCUGCACGGCUUUCCUAGGUCCCAGCCUCUUCCCCGCUGAUAGGCUCUGAGGUCUUCCUUCCGAAAGGCAUGGAAGUUGGAGCCCAGAGACACAAACAGGAAGCAUUUGCCUGCAGGCACCACCUCCUUAAAUAUCCUUGUGCAGCGGGAAUUCCUUCUGUCGCCCUUUGUCUGUGGCCCUACGGGGCAGGCGGAGGUGACCGGGGCUAUCCUGGAGGAGGCUGGGGCCUCAGGGAGGUGGGUGCUGGAGAUGGGCUUCCUGCCACCAGGCCAGGACGUGACACCUUGGCACAAAUGUCCCAUGCUGCUCCCUUAGGAAUAUCCUGCUGGGCCCUUUUCACCUGCUGCAAGAAAAUCUAUUCCUCGCUGCCAAAGAAUCAACAGGAUGCUCUCCAGUGAAUCCCUACAUGCUCCGCCCUUCAGCCGCUCCAGCUCCCAAGCCUCAGUGGACAGCGCGUCCAUGGAGGACUUCUGGAGGGAAAUAGAGAGUAUCAGCGAGAGCAGCCUCAGGGCUCAGGAGGAGCCACCGGCCACGGAGGUCAAGCCAGUGGACGAGGGCGAGCUGGAAGCGGAGUGGCUGCAGGAUGUGGGGCUGUCCACGCUGCUCUCCGGGGAGGAGGAGGAAGACGGCAAAGCGCUGCUGUCCACACUGACGCGCACGCAGGCAGCUGCGGUGAAGAAGAGGUACAACACCUACACGCAGACGCUGCGCAGGAAGAGCAAGCAGCCGGUCAGGGAUGUCAGGGACAUCUUCGGGGUCAGCGAGGCUCCGCUGGACGCUUCUUGUGACAAUCACACCGCACAGCUCGAUGACACCCAGGAAGAAAAACAGCUACCGGAAGUCAUCAAAACGAGCAACCCGGUGCUGGAGGAGGCAUCUCUCGACAGCUCUGCCCUGUGCAACGGGUCCCAGGAGGAGGAAAGGGGCCUCACAGAGCCCGGGCGCAGCUCUGUGUCUAUACUUGAGGCCAUCUCGGACAUCCCGGUCCACGCCAACGGCGCUUCAGAGUCCAGACAGACGGUUCCAAGCCCACUGAGUGGCAAUGACUGUCCAGAAAAGAACAUUUCAACAGAGGCUGAAGAGCUGUCCUUUGAAGUGUCGUACUCAGAAAUGGUUACAGAGGCUCCAAAAAGAAAUAAAUUGAAGAAAUCAGAAAUUAAGAAAGAAGACUAUGCUUUAACUAAAUUUAUUGUCCAGAAGACCAGAUUUGGGCUCACCGAAGCGGGAGACCUGUCCCCUGAGGACAUGAAGAAGAUCCGCCAUCUCUCUCUGAUCGAAUUGACCGCCUUUUUUGAUGCCUUUGGAAUUCAGCUGAAAAGAAGCAAAACAGAGAAAGUCAAAGGACGAGACACUGGGAUCUUCGGAGUCCCGCUUACUGUGCUCCUGGACAACGACCAUAAGAAAGACCCUGCAGUCAAAGUCCCCCUUGUGCUACAGAAAUUUUUUGAGAAAGUUGAAGAGUCUGGUCUGGAAUCUGAAGGAAUUUUUCGACUUUCCGGAUGUACAGCCAAAGUCAAGCAAUACCGUGAAGAGCUGGAUGCCAAGUUCAAUGCCGAUAAAUUUAAAUGGGACAAGAUGUGCCACAGAGAAGCUGCCGUGAUGCUGAAAGCCUUUUUCCGAGAGCUGCCCACCUCCCUCUUCCCUGUGGAAUACAUCCCUGCCUUCGUCGCACUGAUGGAAAGAGGCUCUCACAUCAGAUUGCAGCUUCAGGCCUUGCACCUCAUGGUCAUGGCGCUGCCGGACGCCAACAGGGACACAGCCCAGGCCCUCAUGACGUUCUUCAACAAAGUGAUUGCCAACGAGUCCAAGAACCGCAUGAGCGUGUGGAACAUCUCCACCGUGAUGGCGCCGAACCUCUUCUUCAGCAGAGGCAGGCACUCGGACCGCGAGCAGCUGCUGCUGGCCAACACCGCGGCCCACGUCCUCCGCCUGAUGCUGAAGUACCAGAAGAUCCUGUGGAAGGUUCCGUCUUUCCUGAUCACCCAAGUCCGCAGGAUGAAUGAGGCCGCAAUGUUGCUGAAGAAGCAGCUCCCGAGCGUAAAGAAGCUUCUCAGGAGGAAGACCAUGGAGCGGGAGGUUGCAAGCCCCAAGGCCUCAAAGGUACUGCAAAAGUCGCCUUCCGCAAGAAGAAUGUCCGAUGUGCCGGAGGGAGUCAUACGGGUCCACGCCCCACUGUUCUCCAAGGUGUCCAUGGCCAUUCAGCUGAACAGUCACACCAGAGCCAGGGACAUACUGGCCAAGUUCCAGGUCGAGAACAGUCAUGGUUCAUCGGAGCGUAUUAAGAUUCAGAACCAAAGGUUGUAUGAAGUUGGAGGAAAUAUAGGACAGCACUGCUUGGAUCCAGAUGCAUACAUAUUGGAUGUAUAUCGUGUAAAUCCACAUGCAGAAUGGGUGAUUAAGCCACAACCACACCCUUGAAGUACCCCCAAAGCGGCCGUCCUGCAUAUUGUAGCCCAAGAAGGUCCAACUCAUGAUGGGGAAUGCUAGACUGCCUGGACACACCUGUCCCCAUAGCUGUCUGGGUGUCCCUCGUCCCGAGGGGCGGUGUCUCCAGCUCUCUCCUUGUGAACUCUGCAGAAGGAGAUGGUUCGGUACUUAAGCUGAACAUUCUCCACGUUUCCCUGAUGAAAGGAAGAAGACGGGACCCUUCCAGAAGGCAGGCACUGUGGAACUAACUCAGGGCUCAGUCCUGUCUGGUGUCUGAUUCUGCAACAGACAUGAGUGUGACCUCAUACCUGGGGAUGGGCAGCCCUUCCUUUCAUAGCCAAUGCUACCAACAAGUGGGAGAGACUUUUUUUAUACUUAUGUUAUAUGCAUAUAUUGACUUUUUUUUAGCAAGAGUGUCAGAAAUAGCCUUAAUCUCUACCCUGCAAAAUACUCCACAUCUACUUUCCAAAGGGAAUCGGUUUCUAAAGUGAAACAGACAAUAUUUAUGUUCUCCGUGGCUCCUGGGUUGGAGGAGGAACUUCCGCCUAGAGAAAACCGUCGUGGCAGAUGUGAUGACCUUUGCUGUGUCACCGAGUACUAAAAAUGAUGUUUUGUCACCCAUCGCCUUACAUGUACACUGCCUGUGUGGAGGACAUUGCGACACAGCUCUCAGCCUUCCAGACCCUGCGCUCUGCGCCCAGGAGUCUCUGUUCCCUUCACGGUCCUGCUCAGGAAUACCCUUCCCUGUGCCACACAGAUGUGCUUCUCUGAUCACACGCAUUGUUUCUGUACAUUUACUGCUGUAGGUAGUGCUUGCUUUCUGCAGCCCCCACCUAAAGUUACAGAACUGCGUCUAUCCCAAGAGUGCUGAAAGGUCCCCUUCCCUCCGGCUUUUACAAGCUGUGCACACAGACUUUCUUUUGUUCAUGGCACAUAUGUGAGAAUGGCUGAGGCCCGUGGAGGAGCAUCGGGCCGCGGGAUGAGAUGCAUGUCGGGAAGCCUCGGCAGCCACCUCACCGUCAAGCUUCUGCCCUGGGUCGCAGCGCCGACCAAAUCUAAAACACGCUCUGUCCUCUCUCUUAGCAUCGCAGAUCCUGGCUCUCUAGGACCAAGCCAAGAUGGCACAGCGCUCUCUUCCCCCUGGGCAUAGACUUCAAUGUGAUUUUGAUCAGUUUUAAUAACGAUUAAGGGCCUGGUGCCUCUCACUUGCAGUUCAGUGUGGAAUCACAAACCCGGGAAACGUUUUUAUUUUACCAAGUGCCAACAUACUGUGAUGAUACCUGUAAGCGCGGUUAGAGAAGCAGGGCUGUGCACGCUGCCUCGCGCCUUGAUGUCUGUACAAAGCACUAUUUAUGCUCCACAUGCAGAUAAUUGUGUUUCUGGCCUUUGGGAUUUUGUUAUGCUUUUAUAAGAAAUGCAAAGAUGCAUUCAUUUGUUUGAGAAUCUUUCUUUUGCCAGGUGACCAGUGAGAAAGGAAGCAGGUUUAUACUUCUGCACACAUUUCAUUGGUUUUCAAAGUGUGCUAAUGUGAGUUUACACAGUGAAUUUCCAGAGUAUGGAAAAAAAAACUUCUACCGCCUUGGCGGCAGCAGUGAACCUGCUCAUUCUGUGGCAGCCGAGUCCGGAACCCUUACGUGGCAGUGACCCAGGCCCAUGCGUGGAAGGCAGCUUCCCAGGAGCGGCCUUACAUUUCUGUCUGUGUCUAACUCUGGUGUUUGUCACUACAUCUUACUGGAUUCUCCUGCAAUUAUACAUAAAAUUCGUAACUGUAUUCAUUCAUUAUUUUUAUUUCUGAGUUUCCAUUUCUUUUGACUGACAACACAUUAGAACCUGUUCUGAGUUCUGAAGAUUUUCAGGUUUACCCCCUCUUGUCACCAACCCCCCAAAUGGUAGGUAAAAUACAAUGAGUCUCUGGAUUUCUUACCCAUUUUGUGAUUUUAGACAUCAAAGACUUCACUUGGACCAUUCCCCACACUAAUUGCUGCAUCCAAGCCAUGUAGCAGCUUGUAAGUAGCUGUGCCCGUGUAGGGCUGAGUCAGAAUCACAGAAUCAGAGUCAUUAAUGUAACUUUUAUUCUUGAUAACAAAGUUAUCUAGUUGGGUACUUGUAUUACUAAAAAAGUUCUUUAGCCUAAUGUUAUUUUUUUCUCUUUCUUUCUUUCUUCUUUCUGUCUGUCUGUCUGUCUUUCUUUCUUUUUUUUUUGUACCAGGCAUCAAACUCACAACCUUGCACUUGGCAGGCAGGUGCUUAUGCCACAGAGCUAAAUCCCCGGCUCCCCGCUAAUGUUAUUCUUCAAGAAUAUCCACUAUGAUUAAGCCCUAAACUGCCAGCCACCUAAGAAUUGGGAGGAUUAAAAAACAGCCACUUAGGGGCUGGAGGUUUAGCUCAGCGGCAUAAGCACCUGCCUUGCAAGCAGGCGGUUGUGAGUUCGAUCCCCAGUACCGAUAAAAAAUGAAAAAGACCAAAAAAAAAAAAAAAUCUUAAAAAACAGCCACUUGUUGUUUUAAAAACUUCAGUACCAGAAAGCAAAUGAUAUCUGUACAAACAAGAGGAAGGUCAUAUACACAGCUCAUAAAUAGUAUCUUUUUGUUGUUGUUGUUGUUUGUGACAGGUCUCACUAUGUAGUUCAGGCGGGCCUUGAACUCACUAUGUAGUGCAAACUGACCACAAACUUGUGGUAAUCCCCCUGCCUCGGCCUCCCCAGUGCUGGGAUCAUAGGUGUGCGCCACUACACCCAGCUAUAAACUUUAAUUCUUAACGGCUUCUCACUCUCACCCCAUUUCAAGUUGCUGUUGGUACAUAUUUGGGAAAGUAUCAGAGGACAUUAACACUUUAAAACACUAUUCAGGAAAGUUCCUGGACCUGGUUCCUUGUUUCCUGCAUUCUGCCAAGGAGGCGGUGCCCUUGGGGACACUGCGUGUGCAUUGGAGUCAGCGGCUUCUGAACAACUGGGGUGCAGGUCUUCACGACGCGCCGUAGUAUAAGCUACCUCCCGUGCCUUUCUUGGAAAACAACCGAAGGACUAUGACAGCGUCUGCAGCCAGCCCCGUGUCAUAUUGAAGCUGCCUCGGUUCACUUCCAGUGUACAUUUGGUAAUAGAAUUCAUGGUGUGAGAUGUUUGUAAGCUUUAUAGCUUUAAAGCCACAAAGGCCUCUGUCAUGGAACCAGGGUGGCUGCCUGGUGCCUCGGCCGGUGGUAACGGUCUCAGCUUCCCGCUGUGUGCACAGGUGGUUUCCAAAGGUAGGAGCUACUGUUCCUCUCUCCCUUCGGGCCUCUUCUACUGCCGUCCAUGCAUUUCAGGACUGAAAAGUAACAUGAAAUUGAAAUACAGAGGCCCAGCAAGCAUAUUUCACCUAUUUUUCAUAUAUGUGUUACUUGCCUAAAAAGAUUGGGUAGGACGGGACUGAAUAGUUCCUGACUCACAUUUAUCAACUGUUCCCAUAAAUAUGUCACCUAAUAAAAAAUGAUAGGACAUGGGAUUAAAAUGCCCAAGUAUUUCAACAGUUUUUACACACAGGCUGAAUUUUGAAAUAGCAUCUUUUCUUUGUCCUUUUCAAGAUUCCUUGAUGCUCUUAAUUUGUAAAUCAUGUGUCACUGGGAAAUGCCUGCACUGUACAUCUGCUUCCUCCGAAGUUGAUGCUGACUCUUAUCCUGUCAGCUUCCAAGGUUAAGGAGAAUGUGUAUGUUGCAUUUUAUCCAUAAGAAUAAAAAGCAAAAACUAUGGUUGUAAGAA
Messenger RNA from Cavia porcellus (domestic guinea pig), 6164 nucleotides. It is a transcript of the gene Arhgap28, whose product is annotated as Rho GTPase activating protein 28. The coding region runs from base 389 to 2422 and encodes 677 amino acids. Gene Ontology annotation, biological process: signal transduction; negative regulation of stress fiber assembly; regulation of small GTPase mediated signal transduction. The transcript has 18 exons. Gene Ontology annotation, molecular function: GTPase activator activity. NCBI's taxonomy places the organism in Eukaryota, Metazoa, Chordata, Mammalia, Rodentia, Caviidae. The record is from RefSeq and is a predicted model, not a curated record. Gene Ontology annotation, cellular component: cytoplasm.